Messenger RNA from Entrophospora candida, 201 nucleotides. The record is from the annotation of a GenBank genome assembly. NCBI's taxonomy places the organism in Eukaryota, Fungi, Glomeromycota, Glomeromycetes, Entrophosporales, Entrophosporaceae.
CUAGUUGGUCCUGAAUUCUGGAAUGUGUUGAAUGACUCUUCUUGUGAUAAUAGUUUUUCAUUUGAAGUAUUAAUCACGGGAACGAGUCCUUGGGAAAUAGGUUCUUUUGUUCGUAAAUGUUAUAAAGAAUUAACUAAAAUCAUCACAACCUCUGUUGGUGGUUAUUUUGUAAUAACCGGAAACCCGGCAUUGGAAAAUUGA